Alnus glutinosa is the source of this 2736-nucleotide messenger RNA. RefSeq names its product E3 ubiquitin-protein ligase RGLG5-like. Bases 584 to 2005 code for a protein of 473 amino acids. The transcript is spliced from 12 exons. The record is from RefSeq and is a predicted model, not a curated record. Lineage: Eukaryota; Viridiplantae; Streptophyta; Magnoliopsida; Fagales; Betulaceae.
AUUUUGAAAAAUGUUUAAUAAAAGUCUUAGGAUCUAGAUGUUGGAGAGUCCGCACACAUUAUGAAUUGUCGGGGAGUAUUAAUUUCUAGGAAGUUUCUUAUUUUUUUAAUUAGAAGUGAUUGAAUUGGAAUGGUGGAUGGAUGAGUUACAUGGUUGACUGGCCUUGCGUAGCUCUCUGGUUUACUUUUUGCUCGUGAGGUCACGGAUGUGAUUCAUACAUCAGUUUGCAUUUUUUUUUUUUUUUUUUCCUGAAAAAAUAAUAAAUUUUAUUUUUGUUUAAUCAAAUUUCUCUGUAGACAGUUUCUGUGCAAGUUUAUCUGUCAGAAUCAAAACCCAAUUUCGAAUUCUUCUUCUAUUGGAGGUUCUUGAAGUGUUCCAGUAGAGUUAUUGAAAAUUUACACAACGGAUUUCAGUGGUCGGAGUUCGUGGACUCGGUCGUCGCUAGCCGCCUGAUUUCGUCUCUCUUAGUCAGUUUUAUAUUGUUGAAUAUUUCCGAAUUCUGCUGGUUCUUUAAUUCCCUUGGUGUGUUUCAAAGAGAUUGAUUUUACUGUGUAUCGAAGGAGUCGAGUGAGUUUUAUUGGUGAUGGGAGCUAAAAGUUCGAAGGGGUCGGGCCGGAGAGAAGUUGGCUCGUAUGACUCUGGUGGUGCUUCAACAUGGAACCAGUAUGGAUAUCCGCAGCCGUCGUAUCCUCAGCAUCCGUAUUACACGCCUCAGCAUCAACAUGCGCCACCGCCCUCGUCUUCUUCUUUUAAUUAUGGGUCGCAAGCAUCUUUUAAUUAUGGGUCGGAGCCACCUCCGCCACAAAGAAAAUUGGAUAGGAAGUACUCGAGGAUUGCUGAUAACUACCGGUCCUUGGAUCAGGUUACUGCUGCUCUCGCACAUGCUGGCCUAGAGUCUUCUAAUCUAAUUGUUGGUAUUGAUUUCACAAAGAGCAACGAGUGGACAGGUGCUAGGUCAUUCAACCGACGAAGCUUACAUCACAUUGGAAAUGGUCAAAAUCCCUAUGAACAAGCAAUAUCAAUUAUUGGAAAGACUUUAUCUGCUUUCGAUGAGGAUAACUUAAUUCCCUGUUUUGGAUUUGGAGAUGCAUCAACACAUGAUCAAGAUGUUUUCAGUUUCUAUUCAGAAGGGAGAUAUUGUAAUGGAUUUGAGGAAGUACUGACACGAUACAGAGAAAUUGUCCCUAAGCUUCGACUUGCAGGACCCACAUCUUUUGCACCUAUGAUUGAGAUGGCCAUUACUAUUGUCGAGCAAAGUGGUGGCCAGUACCAUGUUUUGGUGAUAAUUGCUGAUGGGCAGGUGACAAGAAGCGUUGAUACUCAGCAUGGCCAACUCAGCCCUCAAGAACAAAAGACGAUUGAUGCAAUUGUUAGAGCAAGUGAGUGUCCUUUGUCAAUAAUUUUGGUGGGAGUCGGAGAUGGGCCUUGGGACAUGAUGAGGGAAUUUGAUGAUAACAUCCCUGCUCGAGCCUUCGAUAAUUUUCAGUUCGUCAAUUUCACAGAAAUCAUGUCAAAGAAUGUGGAUCUAUCUAGAAAAGAGACUGAAUUUGCGCUUGCAGCCUUAAUGGAGAUACCUUCUCAAUAUAAAGCUACUAUUGAGCUCGGUGUAUUAGGUAGACAGAGGGGAAAUGCUCCAGACAGGGUUUCGCUUCCCCCACCUCUUUAUGGUGCGGUUUCUAGCAGCAUGAAACGUCAGCGUCCAAGCAGUUUUCAGCAGCCCUCACCUCCUCACGGUGGAUAUGAUCCUCCUUAUAGUGGAUAUGAUGCAGCAGCCAGCACAGCUUAUGGUGGAUAUGAUCCUCCUUAUUCUGGAUAUGAUGCAGCAGCCAGCACAUCUCCAUCAUCAAGUUCUCUUUAUGACAAUCAGGUUUGCCCCAUUUGUCUUACUAAUCCAAAGAACAUGGCCUUUGGUUGUGGGCAUCAGACUUGUUGCGACUGUGGAGAAGACCUCGAAGUGUGCCCCAUUUGCCGACGUGCAAUUGAGACUAGAAUAAGGCUCUAUUGAUCGGCUUUGCUGCGCAUCUUUUAGAUUAUUACUUCUUUCAUGUGCUUAGUCCCCGUGGUAGCUGCACAAAUCUCAUGAUUUAGAGGCAACGAUUGUGCUCUAGAGGCAAUAGAAGGUUAGCUUAGCUAUUGAAGAGUGUCUCUACCACGUUUUUUUUUUUUUUUUUUCAUUUUGAAAAAUUCAAGUGGUUUUAGAUGAGCAAUAUCAGAGACUGGGAAGUUUUGGGAUGUGCAGGGCUCCUCCAUAUCUUGGUGAUAUUUUGGUGGAUGCAUUCCCUGGGGGGCUAAGACACAAGGUUGAUGCAAAAGUAUUACAUAACUACUAGUGUGGUAGAGGUCAAGACAAGUGGGGUUGUUAUCUUGAUGAGAAAAGAGAUUUAUUCUUUGAAGGUUAUACAAAACACUGGACAUUGGAAUCUCCCUUCCCAUGGGCUAAGAGACAAGGCUGCUUAAUUUAGGACUGCUACAGAUCAGGAUUUGUUUUGUCGGUUCAGAGAGCUUUCGAGAGACUCUGGUCCAUCCUCAUUUUUUUUAUUCAUGUUUUUUUAAUUUAAUUUUUUUAAUUUUUUUUUUAAUUUUAUAUAUAUAUCUUUUUUAGUUUGUACUUAUGCUAGUGAGGAAAGCAGAAGUAAAAAUCCAAUGGGAUUGUAAGAGAAAGAAUGUGUUUCUAUGGAUAUCGCUACUGAAAAUCUAUGGCUUUUAAAGAUUGAUAAUUCCAUGUGUUCUAAACUA